UCACAUUGCAUUCCACAGAAUCAUACAUUAUCAUCUAUUUCGUAUAUUAAUCUUGAAUUAUUUCUCAUUGAGUGGUGCAGUUGCAACAGUUUUCUCGAGAAAAUAAUGGAGGGACGGAGUUUGUGCUCACCGAUGUUUCUUUUGCUUGCUUUGGCCACUCUGAACGUUGUGCAUGGCCAAGGGACGCGUGUAGGGUUCUAUGCUAGAACAUGUCCUCGGGCUGAGUCCAUUGUUAGGUCCACAGUUCAAUCCCACGUGAGGUCCGAUCGUAGUUUAGCGGCUGGGCUGCUUCGGAUGCACUUUCACGAUUGCUUUGUACAAGGUUGUGACGGUUCUGUUCUCAUUGCCGGUGCUGGCACCGAGAGAACAGCAUUCGCAAACCUUGGUUUAAGAGGGUACGAGGUUAUUGACGAUGCGAAAACGCAGCUCGAGGCUGCAUGCCCCGGUGUUGUGUCUUGUGCUGAUAUCCUUGCUCUUGCUGCUCGUGAUUCCGUUUUUCUGAGUGGUGGACUGAGUUGGCAAGUGCCUACUGGACGCAGAGAUGGGCGAAUAUCACAGGCUUCUGAUGUGAGUAACUUGCCUGCUCCUUUUGACUCUGUUGAUGUUCAGAAACAAAAGUUCACAGCAAAGGGACUCAACACUCAAGACCUCGUCACCCUUGUUGGUGGACAUACGAUUGGUACCACGGCUUGUCAGUUCUUCAGUAACAGAUUGUACAACUUCAGUGCAAAUGGUGCCGACUCUUCAAUCAACCCUUUAUUUCUUCCUCAGCUAAGAUCAUUGUGCCCGCAAAACGGCGGUGAUUCAAACCGAGUAGCUCUUGAUACCGGUAGUGAAAUCAGAUUUGACACAUCAUUCUUUGCCAAUUUGAGAAAUGGGCGUGGAAUUCUGCAGUCUGAUCAAGCGCUUUGGAACGAUCCUUCCACCAAGUCUUUUGUACAGGGUUACUUGGCCUCCAAAGCCUCGUUUUUCAAUGUGGAAUUUGCAAAAUCUAUGGUGAAGAUGAGCAACAUCGAGUUGAAGACUGGGACCGAUGGUGAAAUUCGCAAGAUAUGUUCUGCCUUUAACUAGCUAACUGCCAUGGUUUAGAAAAGUUGUUUUAUUUGUUCUUGACCAAGUGUAUGAUUCACUUUUGAGGUCUGAUUUUCCGAGGACUGAAUGUUUCCAAAUUGUAAAAGUUACAGAACUAAGGUUGUAGGGUUUUUUUUCCUAUUGGAUAAGAUCACAAUCAAUAGUUAUAAUUUUGGAAAUGUUCA
Messenger RNA from Vigna angularis (adzuki bean), 1256 nucleotides. Its product is annotated as cationic peroxidase 2. The record is from RefSeq and is a predicted model, not a curated record. Gene Ontology annotation, molecular function: peroxidase activity; heme binding. The transcript is spliced from 3 exons. Gene Ontology annotation, cellular component: plasmodesma; plant-type cell wall. Gene Ontology annotation, biological process: hydrogen peroxide catabolic process; response to oxidative stress. NCBI's taxonomy places the organism in Eukaryota, Viridiplantae, Streptophyta, Magnoliopsida, Fabales, Fabaceae. Bases 106 to 1071 code for a protein of 321 amino acids.